CGGGCGCCGCAUUGCGAGUCGAGUCGUGGACGAGAGCGGAUCUGCAAUCGGCGGCCGUGCGAACAGUGCCCACCGUGCGCCGCAACACGCACCCCCGAACCACCCCCGUCGCGUCGGAACAGUCCCUCAGUGUCGACCAGCGAGUGCGUGAUUCUGUUCGUGCUCGGUGUCGAGAAUUUUCCGGUGGUGUCGAUGAACGCACGCUGAACAAGAAAGGAAAAAGAAAAGGAUUUCAAGCAAGUCAAACAACUUGGAUUAUAACAACGCACGCGGUCGAGACGAGCCUGCCGGUGAGCAGUGAGGACCUGACUGCUGACUGACUGCCCCGGCCUCACUCUCAACUCUCAGGCGCAGCCUGCUUUUAGAGUCGGCGGAGAUGCCAGCUGCCUGCUUUGGCCCCUUCCAUCGCGCACAAUAAGAGCAGGAGAGGCCGCCAAGAAGCUGCUCUCGCGAGGACGUCGACUGGCCGAACGAACCGCCUCCGCCGCCCCGACUGAAAAUGAAUCAGCCGGCACGGCUCAGUCUGAUGCUGCUGGUGGCGGCUGCGUUGGUGAAUACGGCGUUGGCCCUGGAGCAGAGGUUUGCGAUCCAGCCCAUGAGCCAGACGGCCAUCGUGGGCACCAGAGUCACCCUUCCGUGCCGAGUGGAGAACAAGCGCGGCACCCUGCAGUGGACCAAGGACAGCUUCGCUCUCGGUGCCAACCGCAACCUCUCCAGCUACCCCAGAUACUCGAUGAUUGGCAGUGACGAGGAGGGGGACUAUUCUCUUGACAUCAACAACGUGAGCCUUGAAGACGACGCCGAGUUCGAAUGUCAAGUCGGUGCCGGUGCAGGAAUGCCGGCCAUCAGGUCGAGGAAGGCCAAACUCACUGUGCUGGUCCCACCCGACCCGCCCGAGAUUCUGCAGGGCCGCGUGCUGACCACAACAGAGGACCGCGAGAUUGAACUUGAGUGUGUGUCCAGAGGAGGAAAACCAGCAGCAGAGAUCACCUGGCUGGACGGACAGGGCAACGUAAUCACGUCGGGCAUCGAGACGGUGGUCGAGCCGCUGCCCGGCGACAAACGGGUCACCGCCAAGUCGAUCCUGAAGCUGAUCCCCAAGAAGGAGCACCACGGGCAGAACCUGACGUGUCAAGCGCAGAACACGGCCGACCGGAACCACCGCAGCGCCCGCCUCCGCCUCGACGUCAAGUUCGCACCUAAGGUGUCGGUCAAGGUCACACAUCCUGUCGACCGGAAGAUCGCCGAGGGUGACGAGGUCAAGCUCUCCUGCACGGCUGAGGCGAACCCCACCGACGGCCUCAACUACAGGUGGUACAUCAACGACGAGCCCGUCAGCGGCGAGCACACGACAGAGCUACUCAUCACCAACGCCACCCGCGCCAUGCACGACACGAUUGUCAAGUGCGAAGUUAAAAACGUGGUGGGCAAGAGCGAAGAGUCGGAGACGCUGGACAUCACAUAUGGUCCCCGUUUCAAGGACAGACCAAAAAACGUGCAGGCCGAGAGUGGGGCGCAGGUCACGUUAAGCUGCGACGUCGACAGCAAUCCGCCAGCGAUUAUCAGUUGGCUGCACGGAGAAACAUCAAAGGUGAUUGCAAACUCCAACAAUUUGUCGCUAACGGUGAGCACGCGGACCGCUGGAAGAUACAUUUGCGUGGCCAACACGAACGGUUUCACAGUUCUCACCGCAGAGGCUCAAGUAUACCUCAAGGGGCCACCAGACAUAAUUUCCCGGCUCACCCAGUACGGCUCCGUGGGGGAGAACGUCAGGCUUGAGUGUGUGGUCUUCUCGGUGCCAAGGCCGGAUAGGGUCGCCUGGAGCAGGAACAACCGCGAGCUACACGCAGCGCUCGACCCCGAGGUCAGUAUCAGCGAGGAAAUGCUUCCUGAAGGCAUCAAGAGCACCCUGGUGAUCAGAGGCGCCCAGAGCGCGCACUUUGGCGCCUAUAACUGCACCGCCACUAAUGGCUACGGCACUGAUGUCGCCGAAAUCAAUCUUAGAGUACAAGAUGGACUGAAAAACCUGGAGAUCAUCUUCUACGGCGCUCUGGCGGCCGUUGUCUUGGUACUCCUUGUUGCUUGCAUCUGCUUCUGCAGAUGCAAAAGAUCUCCCAAAAAUUUACAUCACCCGACUCCGACAGUACUGGUUGACAUGCCUGAGAAGUCAGGUAAACUCUCCGACCGAUCUUCGAACGACUCUGACCUGAAAGUGGACAUCAGAACCUCGUCUUCCUUGAGCAACGUCCACGAGGACACAAGUGACCGGUGGGAAGACAGAAGCGACGUUCCCACGCCAAGACUGACGAAUGGUGGCGAUACCAUCUACAGAUAUUCUGCGGAUUAUACAGAACCUACUCUGCCUCUCAAAAGUGACGGCGCCAACAACAACGGCUACGUGCCUUUCGUGGACUACUCGCGCGAGUACAACCCCCCGGUGGCGCCGCCGCGCAACAACUACAUUGACCCGCAGUACUCGGCCACCUACGGCAACCGGUUCGCGCGCGCGGCGCCGCACACUGCGCUGCCGACGCCAGCGGGCAUGACGUCGCCACCAGGCCGCGUGUCUUCACCGCCGCUGCAGCCACCGCCACCAGCGUACAGUGCCACCGUCGGACGCAACGGCUCGAUCGCUGUGCCGCUCACGCAGUCACGCAUGUCCAGCUCCAACUCGCUGCACAUCAUGCAGCCAGGUGGCCCCGUCGGCGGCGCCGCCAAGCGGGGCAACACGCUCGCCACGCACGUAUAAUAUAAGCCCGGCAGUGACCACGUGACGCGUGUGGUUAGCUGCCAGCCCGAGGAGCCGAUCAGGACGACCGAGAUGAUCUAAGAACCUUUUUUGGUGUCGUCGGAACGAUUGCGUACAGUAUAGUGUGCGAACACGUCGUCGUAGGAACUGCGUCUGGUUUUGCGCUUUCGAAGUGAUAUCUUUUCAAAAGUGAUAUGAUGCCACGAGAAAAUUCUGCCGCAUGUAAAUUUUAAGCUCUGGUUAAUGUAAGAUACUGUGUGCGAAGUGGCGCGAUCAUCAUUCGCACGAACACUAUGCUGUUAUGAAGAGAGAGAAGUGCUCAUUAUAUAUGAAAAUUGUAUAUUUCAAAUCGAAAAGCCAAUCGAAAUGGAGGGUAUAAAGUUUCAGGGCUCUGCCGAUUCUCAAGUGGUGUUAGCCUGUUUUUUUAUUUGACGUUCUUUUCGGUUGGACAACCCUUUUUUUAAACGUUUUCAAACGUUGACUGAUGAGAAAAGUAUAUCAGUAAACUCGCGCUCGUCAAACAGUGGAAUGUGUGUAAAUUUCUCCUCUUUUGGUCCUAGUCACUGCAGUGAAGGUGCUUUCAAUUCCACUGUCUGGGAGUGAUGAACCAUAUCCUUUUGCGCUCGCAGGUCGAUUUCGUCCUGAAACCCUAGUGUUAUCAGCCAGGCACCUCCGAGAGAACAAGAGCAACCGCCCUGUAAAUUUUGUGAAUAAAUUAAAUAUAAGUGCACCCCCCUCCCCCAGGCGGGGUGGCCUUUAAUUUAUUGAAUUGCGGUGGUUUAAAAGUUUGAUUUUUCAAAAAGGGUCCGUUGCGAGGAGACGGAGACGAACAAUUAUCAAUAUUGAGAGACCCACGACUGACUGAAAAAGAUUUUAAGUCCGUAGCAAUUAAACAAGGUACUAAAAGAGAGAGAGAUCUGUAUUUCAGUGUUCAAACUGUACUGUAUAAAGCUGCUAUGUAAUCAACAUUUUUCUUUUUCAAAACAAGUAAAGAAUGAGGCCGUCCAGGCGAAGUUGGAGCAAAAUUCACUGGCGACCCUGACGCGAAUCCAAAAGUUUGUCUUUUAUUUUGUUGAAAUACACGACUGCGCGGAGAGCAGAUGUGACACGAAUCCAAAGUGGCAUUUACGUUCCUUAAAAUAACAAAAAGCAAAUUCAACGUUUGAUAGCAUAUCACUAAAAGCGAGCGAGCGCUGCUGCCGAAAGACUUAAAACUACAUCUCAAUUAUGUACACACACACCAAAGAAGCGUGUUUUUCGGGCGGGUGAGUCAGCGCAUCGCUCAGUUUCGAUUCAAGAUUUGUAAGAAACGGGAAAAUGUUGCGUCAUGUUUUCCACCGUUGUCGCCGACCUUUGGUUGAAACUCACACAUAACUAGGGAGCCGUCCGAGGCGAUUCACAAAAUUCGUCAUCUAUCUCAUAGUUGUUGAGUGUGCAUGACUACAUACUUUCUAGAUGCAGUUAUAUUCAUUAGACAGAAAGAGAGAUUGUUAUAAAUUAUACGCUCAUGAUCGUUCGUUGCAACGUGCAAGCCUUAAUAUUGCGAUCGAAUCUCGAUUCUUCCAUUCUGGUUAAUUGAUUGAUCAAACUGAUUAAGAUCAACGACUUCUCUGUUGAUAAUAUAUUCAAAUAUUAUUGAUCGAGGGUUUUAUGUGCAAAGUAGAGAGCCUAAAAACAAAAGCAUUAAAAUGGAAUAAAUGUUGGUGCAUCUUCUCGCCCCCGAAUCCAGCCCCUACCUCCACAGUUGAUUCCCUGACUAAUUAUCGCUAAGUAUACACAUUUACAAAGAUAAUUAUCCUGGAUUAUUAACGACUUGCACGUUCAAUGGCAGAUAUUAACGAAAAUGUUUCAUUUUUUGUAAAUAAAAACUUUUAUAUGUCGAAUUAUGAGAUAAAUAAAUGAAAUGUAAACUGGAAA
Molecule: messenger RNA, 4666 nt
Organism: Cloeon dipterum
Lineage: Eukaryota; Metazoa; Arthropoda; Insecta; Ephemeroptera; Baetidae
Product: irregular chiasm C-roughest protein-like
Exons: 15
Coding region: 500-2749 (749 amino acids)
Biological process (GO): cell-cell adhesion
Cellular component (GO): cell-cell junction; plasma membrane
Molecular function (GO): cell adhesion molecule binding
Source: RefSeq, a predicted model, not a curated record